Molecule: messenger RNA, 2512 nt
Organism: Thermothielavioides terrestris NRRL 8126
Lineage: Eukaryota; Fungi; Ascomycota; Sordariomycetes; Sordariales; Chaetomiaceae
Exons: 1
Coding region: 95-2287 (730 amino acids)
Source: RefSeq, a predicted model, not a curated record
CUAAGGAACUUCACCUACCCAGCUGAGCAAGUGCUCCAUUGCGUCUUCCCAAUCAUACGCCCGGUUGCCACGCUUCUCCGCGCAACUUCCAACAAUGGCCCAGCCGCCAUCCUUCGGUUCCAACAAUCCGUUUCGCCGCAAAGCCCCGGUCCCCUCCGCGCCUGUCAUCUCAUCUUCGCCAUUCGCCGAAGUUGACACACCGAACCCGCCCACCCCUGAGAUUACAUCGGCGCUGCCACCAGCGGACCGGUUUCGGAACCAGCUGCAGGCACUCGCUGGCCCGAGUCAGCCGCCGCCCGCUACAAGUUUCCAAAAGGCAAAGGUCGUCAAAAGAGUGCGCGUACAGUCGCCUCCGCCGCCGUCACCCGAGUCUCCUGAGCCGCCGGAUCGAUUUUCGUCGGUCGACAAUGAAGAUGAUGAGAGCGUUAGUAGCGACGACGCCAGCGAACAGCUGGAUCCGUUCACAUCCGCAGCGUCCGCAGGCGCAUCCGACGUUUCCGAUAGAGAAGACGAGCAUCAGCCGGCACCGUCAGGCCGUCCGCCGCCAAAUCCGUUCCAGAAGACGCUGCGAGAUCUGGAGGAGGGAGCGACAACACAUCCGACGCAAGACUCAGGAGCCGCACCAGGAACAAGGGGUGCGCUGGACGUUGGCGCGUUCGGGCGGUUAUUAUUGACAGGACAGACCGGCAGUUCGGAAUCGUCGCAGUCCGCAGUGCCGUACGCCCAGAAUGCUCGGUCUCCGCCGUCACUGAGCGGUGAUGGCGCGAGUGCGACCGACGCAACCCCUGCCCCGCGCCAAUCCAUCCCGGACACGUUUCAAGCCGAACAGGACACGUCUCGAACAUCUCAAGAAGCGUCUGAACGAGGACUGGAGGAUGAACGACGCAGGCAGACAAGCAAGGAUCGGCCAAGUUUGCAAUCGGCUCCCUCCAUCGCAAAGAAGCCGCCACCGCCUCCGAGCUCUCGGCAUGGGAAGCUGAUCAAUCCCGGGGCGGGCGGCGGUGAGGCAAAAAGGGUGGACGCAAGGGCAAUGCCGCCAUUGCCGAGUCCACGGAGAACUGCGCCUGUGCCCCUCGCGUCCCCGUCAAUGCAGGGAUCGCCAACUCCCUCAGAUGUUCACAAGCCGCUCCCACCCGCUCCGCUGAGAUCGCCUGCGGAGGAGGAAAGCGAGAGCGUGUGUGAUCGCGAAGCGGCCGGCAAGCUACCCGAGCCCGAGUUCGAGACGGGACUGAACAUCAUCAUGCCGCCCAGACCGCCCACUCCACCGAACGUGUCCCAUGCGAGGUCAGGCGCACCUAACGCAGCAGUAUCUCAGGGGCAGCCGACCAAAAAGCCGGUUCCUCCACCGAGGCGGCAGCCCCAUGGGCGAACAGAGAGCAAAACCAGCUCUGGCGCAACGUCGAUGACUCACCAAGAUGACACGGAUUCCUCGUUACGGCGGUCCUCGUUUGAGUCGACCAGAUCACGCUCCUCCAGCCUGCGCGUCAGCGUCCACGCCCCUGCACCGCCUCCGCCGCGGCGGCCUAGUCAUCCGCCGCGCGCUCCCAGCUCGCAUGCUUCGCCGCCGCCGCCAGAGCCCCAUUCCAUCUCUGAGCCGCCACCUAUGCUCACCCCGCUUGUUGUGGACACCCCUCCUCCGAUGAGCGACACCCCGACCAGCAGCGCCAGCACCAGCAGCAGCGGAAGGGAGCCCGCUCCCGCCGCUCUCUCCAUCUCUCAUGUCCCAGCACCGCUUGCCCCCCCGGCAGGAACCGACGCGUCCUCGAACCACCUGCCGGGCCACGCGAAACUUGCACCCCCGCCGCCACCACCGGCGCGGAACCCCUCUGUUCGCGCUAAACGACCGCCCGCCGGUAGCACGCCUGCUGCGUCCGACGGGGCGCCGGCAAGGCGGCCGAGCGGCGCCAGCCGGGCCAAGGACGGGCCUACGCCGCCGCCGCCGCCCAGGCACAGGGUUAGCAGUCGUGGGAGCGUGGACGGAUCUACCCUCGCUGCUGGUGCUGCUGCUACUGCUACCGCUGCCACUGCCACCGGUGCUGGAGGAGGCGGAGGCGGUGGUGGUAUUGGUAGUGGCAAUGGGAGGGCGGCUGAGACGCAGACGGGGGUGAACCUGGCGGCUGUGGCUGAGAAUGGGGGGGUGGAUGUUGGUGGACCCAACCCAGAAGAACCGGCGAUGGCGUCGGAGUCGGCUGCGGGGCAUAUACUGGCCGAUUUGAGCGCGCUGCAGAGGGAGGUGGAUGCGCUGCGCGGGCAGUAUGAGAAGGCGGCGCAGGGGCUGGGCGGGUGAUUCUACCUCACAACCUUGCCUGCGGCGGGAACGCGUCUUAGGCAAGAUGGACUGACUGGCCUUGCCAUCCACAUCGCGCGGCGCGCGAGCCGUAGCUUGCAGAUGUCCGGUGGGGGUGGGACUGGCGGGUGGCCUAUAUAAGCAUUGCUGAAACGGAUGGGGAUGGCUUGGGAGAGAGGUGCAUUACAGUACCCCAUCUUCACGCGUAGGGGUUCUACCACCGGG